Molecule: messenger RNA, 3405 nt
Organism: Saccharomyces paradoxus
Lineage: Eukaryota; Fungi; Ascomycota; Saccharomycetes; Saccharomycetales; Saccharomycetaceae
Gene: NUT1
Product: Nut1p
Exons: 1
Coding region: 1-3405 (1134 amino acids)
Biological process (GO): regulation of transcription by RNA polymerase II
Cellular component (GO): mediator complex
Molecular function (GO): transcription coregulator activity
Source: RefSeq, a predicted model, not a curated record
AUGGAAAAAGAAUCAGUAUACAACUUAGCGCUGAAAUGUGCUGAGCGGCAAUUGACCUCCAUGGAAUUUUCAAAUCUGUACAAAGAAUUCUUUAAUGAGAAGUUUCCGUCAUUGAUUCAAGAGGAAGAAGAAGAUACAACAGCAGCAACGGCAGCAAUAAAUGAAGCUAAGAAAGCAUCCAAUUUGGCGGAUACACCCGGCAGCAACGCGGCUGCUACUGCAGAUACCACACAUUUGCACGAAGCUCUAGAUGUUGUUUGCUCUGAUUUUGUUAAAAUAUUAAACCUGGAGAAGCCUCUUAUCUUGGCGGAUUAUAUCGUCGAGGUAUUACUUGUGAACUACAAUUCAGAUAUGAUAAAAUGUUUUUUGCCCAAAUUGAACUCCGUUACGAUCUCCCUACUAUUGGCCCAUUUCUUCUCUAAAUCUUGUUCAUUCUUUGCCAAAUUAUCAGACACUUUGGUAAUUGAUCAAGUACGCAAGGAUUUGGGAACUGUAAUAGUACCGAAUAUCUUAAAUCUGGACAUGAGUGGCAUGAAUAAAGAACUGAAUGCCAUAAUAGCAAAGCUUUUGCAAACAAUUUUGAAACUAUCUUCCUCACCAAUUCUUUUAACUUCUGCCAGCUGUAAAAAUGGUUCUUUCACGCUAUUAAAUCAGUUAUCGCAAACCAACAAGUUACUUUUCAGAAGGGUUUCCCAGACUUUCGAAGCAAAAUUACAUUUCAAGGAUGCCAAGCCAUAUUUAAACAAAGAUUCCACUAACGAAUUUGUAGGUUCUCCUUCGUUAACCUCCCCACAAUAUAUUCCAAGUCCACUUUCUUCAACGAAACCUCCAGGGUCAGUCAAUUCUGCUGCCAAAUAUAAAGACAUGAAACUUCUUCGUUACUAUAAAAACAUUUGGUUGAACAAUAAAAUCAUCAAUUGGGAAAUAUCAAACUCAGACUUCCUAUCGAAAUAUUCCGCAAUUAGUUCUUCCAUAUUUCAAGAGAAUUUUAAUUCAGUCCAAAACCUGGAUCAGUUACUUACUGACUUGAUAGAAACAUCGUUUACUUGUUUUGCUCAAUUUGUUAGCAAUAAGCAAUAUCAUCAAGCUAAUUCUAAUUUGACGCUGUUAGAAAGAAGGUGGGUCAUUUUCAUAACUAAACAUUUACCAUUGUUGAUCCUGGAAAACUCCUCAAGAAAUCCUCGUGUAGUCACGAGUGCCCUAGAUAAUAUUGACGAAAAAGUCAUUAAAGCGAUCAGGAUAUAUUUCACCGAGAAGGAUGACAACAAAUCAAAUAACGAAGAUCUAUUUGAUGAUUAUCCAUCUACAAGCUUAGAUAUAAGACACGACUUCAUCAAAGGGUUGAUUAUGUUAAAUUUGCAGCCCGCGUCCGUUAUCAACAAUUACUUGAGAGAGGACCAAAUGAUCGAUACCAGUAUUUUACCUACAAGUGAUGAUUUGGUUGUUCGUAAUUUGCAAGGUAUUCAAGAAGUGGUCCAUAAUACCAACAGUUUCAUAAUUUCGUCUCUGGAAACGCUCGAGUUAGAAUCGAUCACCGAAUCGAUCACACAUGAUUCGAGUAACGGACUAUUUCAAGUAUUGCACAAUUUUGAAUCUGUUGCUCCAACGAAACAACGUGAGAUAGUAAAGGCCAUUCUGUCUAUAUUUGACGAUGCAAUAAAAGAAUUGAAUUAUAACAGAAUAACCAAGAUUUGUGCUCUCUUGUUUUUCAACUUCUCACAUUCAUUGACAACAAUUCUUACCUUUUCUUCACCAACAGCACUAAUGGAAACAUUGAUAAGGUUUGUUGAUUCGUCUAAAAAUGGCAGAAAUGGUUCUAACAGUAACGAUGAAAGUUCAGAAUAUGAGACUGUCAACAUUUCUUUAUCAUUUUCUUGGGCAAUUUUACUGAUAAUCAACCUAACACAAACAUAUGGCAUAUCUGUGGUGGACGUAGCACUUAAAUAUCCUGAAUUAAGCAUAAAGAAUUCCUUUAUAAUCAACUUCAUUUCAAACCUACCUAAUGUGUCGGACAAGUACUAUUUGGAGGAAUCCAAUGUGAAUGAUUCAGAUAUGCUAACUAAGUCUCAUAAUACUGUUCAGAGUUGGCUUUGUGAUCUUUUUGUCAAUGGGUCCAUAACAGAUCAAUUGAUUCAAAAUAUUGAGACAAAACAAUUGGCUAACCUCAUACCAUUCAUUGUUAAACAGGUGUUGCUAUCAGUUGAGAUAGGCGCUUUAACGGAUAUUUCAAGUUUGAUAGGUGGCUUUGAAUAUUUUUUACAACCUUUAUUAUUAAUUGGGCUAAUAAAGACUUUUUAUUGGCUAGAACAAUUUCUUUCUUGUGUCAAGAAUGACACAAUAUCUGAAGAUAUUUUACAAGGGAUAUUCAAUCUAUUGAAUACACUUUUCAACCCAGUAACUCUUAACGAAGAUUCAAAAGCGUUCCAUACCGCGGUGUUGAGGUUAAAUGCGAUCCCAUUACUCAAAGUUCUCCGCAGAUUUAGAGUUCAGAGUCAGUCAAAUUAUGGUAUCUACUCUUCUGAUGCCCAAGGUGAUCCUAAUUUAGAACCUUUGAUCGCGAAAUUAGUUUCAGUUCUGAAUGUAUCACCCGUUUAUGACGUUGAUCCAAGGAUCAUCAAUUCAGAAAAUGAUUAUUCUAGAAAGCAGCUGGGAUAUGGUAAAUUCCUAAUUUUGAACGAAAACCCGAUCAACAAGAUAAUGACUAAUCAAAUUAACUCAUUUUGGAGUCUUCACAGUAGCACAUAUUACAACUUAGAUUACUUGUUUGAAUUGAUCGAAUUGGUAACCCCAAAGAGUUUUCUCUUUGAUGUUUUGAAAACAUUGGAAUAUAAAUUAACCACUUAUGGUGUUCCUGGCUCUAAAAACAAAAGGGGAUCAUUGGAUUCAGAGCAUGUUUUCGAUUAUUUUUUCUACUUCCUUGUACUCUAUGACGUGAGUACAGCGGAAGAAGCCAGUCAACUAAUAGAAUAUAUGGAGAAUGACGCAAAGAAAAGUAAGGAGGACAUUGAUAUAAAAAGCGAGGAUUUGCAAGAGAAAAAUGAUUCAGCUGAGCUGAAGCAAGAAACCCAACCGAAAACCGAAGCAACUCAAGACGAUGAUUUCGAUAUGCUUUUUGGGGAGAAUGACACAAGCACUCAAGCCUACGAAGAAGAUGAAGAGAAUGAGAACAACGAUGGCACUGAUAAAGGAAACAGUAUAUCAAUGAUAAAAGCAGAAGAAGCCCCAAAUAAGAAUAAUAACAAUAUAUCUGUUUUAAAGAGGCAUUCGUUUGCGGUACUUCUUCAUGAAAGGAAAUUGUUGAACGAUUUAGCCUUGAAAAGCGGCGAGAUAACCAAGAAGGAACAUGAAAAGUUUAUCAGAUAUCACGAUAAAUACUUGUGCAUGCUGAAAACAUGCGUCUUUUGA